Messenger RNA from Drosophila elegans, 1203 nucleotides. Its product is annotated as THUMP domain-containing protein 1 homolog. Gene Ontology annotation, molecular function: RNA binding. Gene Ontology annotation, biological process: tRNA modification. The record is from RefSeq and is a predicted model, not a curated record. NCBI's taxonomy places the organism in Eukaryota, Metazoa, Arthropoda, Insecta, Diptera, Drosophilidae. The transcript has a single exon. Bases 59 to 1042 code for a protein of 327 amino acids.
GGACUCUGCGUAUACAGUCUGUCUCAUUCUGAAAGCCGGUAAUAAAUAUUUCAAUUUUAUGGAACCUUCUGCUAAAAAAUCGAAAAUGGUUAAAAAUCCCAACUUCAAGAACAACAAGAAGAAGUACUUCCACACCAAGAGGCAGGUGCUGCAGCCUGGCCAGCGCGGAUUCUUUGCCACGUGCAACAUCAAUGAGAAGGCAUGCGUUCGCGAAUGCUACAAUCUGUUGAACCACUAUGCAGACUUGCUUUACGGCCCCGCCAACCCGGAGAAUGAGCCGGAAAGGAAGAAGAAGGAUGAGGAGGGAGCAGCCGGUGGGGAAGCAGGAGAGGAUGCUGGAAGGCCAGCGGGAGCCACCAUCAGCGACGAUGAUGACGAUCUGGAGGCAGCCACUGCCAAAUUGCGCGAGAAGCUAGUCCAGCGCAAUGUGCGCUUCCAGAAUGUGGACACCAACACCACCAAUUGCGUCUUCAUUCGCACCCAUCUGGAGGAUCCCGUGGCCCUGGGGAAGCACAUCGUCAACGACAUAGCCACCACCGGCAAGUCCAUGUCCCGAUUCGUCCUACGCCUGGUGCCCAUCGAAACCGUGUGCCGUGCCAAUAUGCCCGACAUCAUCGCUGCAGCCGGCGUGCUCUUCGACAAGCACUUCCUCAAGGAGCCCACCAGCUAUGGCAUCAUCUUCAACCAUCGCUACAAUCAGCAGAUCAAACGCGAUCAGAUCAUCACCCAGCUGGCCGAACUGGUCAACUCUAAGAAUGUGGGCAACACGGUGAGCCUCAAGGAGGCCAAGAAAUCCAUCAUAGUGGAGGUGAUGAGGGGCUGGUGCCUGCUCAGUGUGAUUGACAACUAUCUGGAGUGCAAGAAGUUCAAUCUGGCGGAGCUGGCCAAUCCCAGCGAGAAGAAAUCCAGCGGUGAGGGAGAUUCCAAGUCGGAGAAGUCUUUGGAGGAGGCUGCAGGGGAUGCCAAGUCGGAGGAAGGGAAGGAGGAGUUAGCCCAGGAAGAUGGAAAGUCACAAUCCGAUAAAGAGGACGAGACCAAGUAAUCUUUAGAACAAACCAAUGAGGAAACUAAGAAGCCUUAAGAGAGGACUCCCAGCCCAAAGGAGGCAAUGGUUAGAGGACCACAACUAGUUAUAGCUAAACACUCUGCUGUGCAGACUUAAUGAAUAAAAACGCUCCAGUUAUUAUUCUCUUUCUUUAAAAA